AUGAGGCCUAAGAAAAAGGUCAGGUAUGGUGGGCCAGUUAGAGUUGGGGCCCUUGUUGCACCUACUGGGAUCACGCUUUGUGGGCAUUAUGGAAGACGCCAUCCGAGUAAAUGUUGGAGGAUGACUGGAACUUGUUUAAGAUGUGGGUCUACUGAGCACAGUGUUCGAGAGUGUCCAUUGAGGGCCGAUCAGGCUGAGGUAAGAGAAUUGACCCUAGUUUAUGCUGCUCGUCACCGAAAGGAUAGAGAUGCUCCAGACGUUAUCACGGUUACGUUUCUUAUUUUUGAUGUGCCUUACACUGCGUUGAUAGAUAUAGGAUCUACGCAUUCCUAUGUUGCCUAUUCUGUUUCCAAAAGCCUAGGGAUUCCGGUUGAGAGUACUUCUAGUGAGGUGACUGUGCUGAGCCCGCCGGGGCAAUCUGUUAGAGUUAGCAAACUGUAUAGGGAUGUUCCUUUAGAGGUUCAAGGGACGGUAUUUUUGGCUGAUUUGAUGGAGUUUCCGUUUGGCGAGUUCGAUAUGAUAUUGGGGAUGGACUGGUUGGUCAAGCAUCGUGUCAGUUUGGACUGCGUGACUAAGAGGGUUGUAUUAAAAACUAAAGGGGGUAAUGAAGUAGUUAUGAUUGGGGAACGUCGAAAUUACUUGGCUAACGUGAUCUCUGCACUGGUAGUUGAGAAACUGGUUCGCAAGGGAUGUGAGGCUUAUUUGGCCUACGUAAGUGUUUCCGCUUCUAGGGACUCUACUGUUAAGGACAUCAUAACUGUGAGGGAUUUUCCAGAUGUCUUUCCUGAGGAGCUAUCGAGUUUACCUCCGAAUUGGGAAGUGAAGUUUGGGAUUGAGCUUCUCCCUGGUACAACUACGGUGUCUAUCGCUCCCUAUCGAAUGGCACUGAAGAAGCUUAUGGAGCUCAAUGCUCAAAUUUAG
Gossypium raimondii (Peruvian cotton) is the source of this 921-nucleotide messenger RNA. RefSeq lists its product as uncharacterized. The transcript is spliced from 2 exons. The coding region runs from base 1 to 921 and encodes 306 amino acids. Lineage: Eukaryota; Viridiplantae; Streptophyta; Magnoliopsida; Malvales; Malvaceae. The record is from RefSeq and is a predicted model, not a curated record.